CCGGCCCAUAUAUUUAUCUCUCUAGGGUUUAGAUCUUUUAUUUUAAAUUGAUCGAUGAACUCGAAAGUUAGGGUUUUGACACACUUCUCUUCUUCUGCAAAUUGAUUUUGUUGCCUCCAUAGCCACACCGUUCUCACACAGCAUUUUCCUUGCUUUUCCCAGCUUUCUUCCUUAUCUGUAUCCAUUCCUCUUUCGAUUUCGCCAUGGCUGAAGCUGUUCAAGAACCUGCUGUAGUUUCAGAUCCUUCCCUGAUCGAAGUCAAACUCUUUAACCGCUGGAGCUUCGAUGACAUUCAGGUUUCUGAUGUGUCUCUGAGUGAUUACAUUGGAGUUUCGGCAUCAAAGCAUGCGACAUAUGUUCCACAUACUGCUGGUAGAUAUUCUGUCAAAAGGUUCAGGAAAGCGCAGUGUCCCAUUGUUGAGAGGCUUACCAACACUCUCAUGAUGCACGGGAGGAACAAUGGAAAAAAGCUUAAGACGGUUGGAAUCAUGAGGCACGCCAUGGAGAUUAUUCACUUGCUUACUGAUCAGAACCCAAUUCAGGUUAUUGUUGAUGCUGUUAUCAACAGUGGUCCUCGUGAAGAUGCAACCCGAAUUGGUUCUGCUGGAGUUGUGAGAAGACAGGCUGUGGAUAUCUCACCCCUUCGCCGUGUUAAUCAAGCCAUCUAUCUUCUAAUUACCGGAGCACGUGAAGCUGCUUUCAGAAAUAUUAAGACAAUUGCUGAGUGUCUGGCUGAUGAACUUAUUAAUGCAGCCAAAGGUUCCUCUAACAGUUAUGCGAUCAAGAAAAAAGAUGAAAUUGAAAGAGUAGCUAAGGCUAAUCGUUAAGCAGCACAUUGCAGCGAUAUUUUUGACCUUAGAUUUUGUUUUAUCGCACAUUACCUUAUUUAAUGAUGUUUUAUGGAUUUAGUUUCCUGGCUUUUUGCUUGUGCACAUACUAUGAGUAAUUUUGUUCAUUAAAGUUGAAAUGUUUUGAAUACCA
Molecule: messenger RNA, 981 nt
Organism: Lathyrus oleraceus (garden pea)
Lineage: Eukaryota; Viridiplantae; Streptophyta; Magnoliopsida; Fabales; Fabaceae
Product: 40S ribosomal protein S5
Exons: 5
Coding region: 204-827 (207 amino acids)
Biological process (GO): translation
Cellular component (GO): small ribosomal subunit
Molecular function (GO): RNA binding; structural constituent of ribosome
Source: RefSeq, a predicted model, not a curated record